Molecule: messenger RNA, 3036 nt
Organism: Coffea eugenioides
Lineage: Eukaryota; Viridiplantae; Streptophyta; Magnoliopsida; Gentianales; Rubiaceae
Exons: 1
Coding region: 1-3036 (1011 amino acids)
Cellular component (GO): intracellular membrane-bounded organelle
Source: RefSeq, a predicted model, not a curated record
AUGGACUUCCGGUUUUUCUCUCACAUUAGACUAGUUUUGCCAUUCAUUUUGGUAUUUUUGGUUGGUGCAACAAGUUCAUUAUUACCAGCAUAUGAAGAUUCAGAAGAGUUGGAUGACCUUAAAAGGAUUUGCAAGUUUGAACGCCUUAUGGAAGUCGAGAGAGAAUGCGCCCGCGUUGUAUCUUCAGCUUCAAAAGCUCAACUUGGAAUUCAAAAGUUCUAUGAAAUUGCCAAGGGUCUCUCUUUCCAAAAUGGAGAUUGGGUGCAAGAGGCUAGUGGAGUACCACUGAUGCCAUUUGAUUCAAGUGACAUGCCAAUGAACUUUAGUGGCAGUGGAUCACUUCUAAAGCUAGCUUCGUUUUGGGUGAUGGGAUUUAAUCUUUCCGAUCCAAGUAACAAUGCCAUUGGCGUUUGUGGACUGUUGUCUAUAGGCAUUACGAGGAACAGCACUUUGCCAGACAUGCCGCAGACUUGGUAUCCCAAGUUUCAUAAAAGCCCUGGAUACUCUGUGCUAACAAUUGCUUUUGAAGGACAUUAUGUGGAGUCUGAAGACGAGGGAGGGCAGGGUUUGUUGUGCAUGUUGGGAAAUUCAGUAUCUCCUUUUUCAGAAAGUCCUCCUGAUUUUUCUACGUGGUCAUUGAAUUAUGGCUGCAAGAAUAACCGCCAAUUUUCUCCUGUCAAAGAUGAUCGAAUUAUGCUUGUUCUUCAAUAUCCUCAGAGUUUCACUUUGACCAGCGGGACAAUAGUUGGUGACCUGAGAAGUUUGAACAGACGGUCAGACCCCAAAUAUUUUGACGACAUCAGUAUCGUUUCCCGGCUCAGUCAUCAAACCUAUGACUCCAGCUAUCAGUUUAUCUCCAAGAAGAUUGUCUCAAAAGCAUGCAACUCGGACUUGUACGAACACGAAUCGUCAGAGAAGAGAGGUGAUGUAUAUCAUGGGAACCAUUUCUGUAGAGUCCUUCAAAACUUUGCUUCUGAAAAAUUUGAUAUUGUAGUGGAAAAUUGCAACAGUAGCAACAUAUGUGAGAACUUGGGGCCUUUUGUACUCGGUGAGAAGGUUGAAAGCAAAGACAACAUCUUUCAUAAGUUUCGGCUGAUGAUGACUGAUCUUCGUUGUGCUUUAGGGGACAACAUCAGUAAGCUCAGAGCUGCAAAGGUUUCUGCAUUCUUUAGAGUCAUAUCUCCUUUGGAGGAUGUUUAUUAUUCUGGGGCUAGGAGUGGUAUCUCUGGAAUGACCAUCUCUGCAGAAGGAACUUGGAAUCCUUCAUAUGGGCAGCUGUGCAUGAUUGGCUGUGUUGGACUUGAGAACGAUAUAAACAGGUGCAAUUCUAAAAUAAGCUUAGUAAUACCUGUCAUAUUGUCAAUCACUCAGCGGAGCAUUCUCAUGGGCACUAUCACUAAUAUUCAAGGGACAGAUGCGUUUAGCCCUUUGCUUUUUGAAAAGAAAGUCCAUCCUUCUGAUAUCUGGAACAGGUAUCAUGACUAUAGCAGGUCUUAUUUAUCAUACAAGUACUCCAAGAUUGAUUUGGCCAAUGAUUUUUGGAUGAGAAGCAAGAAGUUCAACAUACGCACCGUGGUUCAUGAUUUGAUCUUCAAGUAUCCAAGCACUGAAGAUCGUGAUAACUUGACUCUGCUGUCUUCUCUGUCCAGUAAGCUGUCUUUUCAUGUCAAUGCUCUCCCAGAUCAUAAUCAUGAACACAAAUUGCCAGGGACACUCGUUUACUUCGAGAUACUCACUUUGGGCAAAUUAUUUGGACGUUAUUGGUCCGAAUUAACAAGGCAUGAUAAUGGGGAGCUGUAUUCUGGAAGUCGAGAUAAUUUUGCUUUUACUGAUGAGAAGCUGCCUCUGAACGUGUCAGCACAUCUCACCCUUAGUGGAGAAAACUAUGGUCAUAUAUCAAAAAUCUACCUUGAGGGACUGUAUGAUCAACUUGGAGGAAAGAUGUAUCUUAUAGGCUGCAAGGAAAUCGACUUCCAGUUCCAGCAUUCUGAGAGGUUUGCGUAUGAGAAUCUGAAUCUUGGAAGCAAGAUGGACUGCUUGAUAGAAGUGAUGAUAGGGUACUCCCCUGAGACCGCCAGGUGGUUGAGAAAUCCUACAGCUAAGAUCUCAAUUUCCAGUGCCCGGAAUGCAGAGGAUCCCUUGUACUUUAGGCCAAUCAGGCUAAAGACAUUUCUGAUUCCAUACACUGACAACUCAAAAGAGGUACGAUUUCGUCGAAACUUUGAGGAGCUUUUACGUGUGUCAAUACUUCUAGGCUCAAUCAGUUGCCUAUUUAGCCAAUUAUGGUACAUGAAGAAGAACGAUUAUGUCAUUCCCUUCAUUUCCUUGUUGAUGCUGACCAUUCAAGUUCUGGUCUAUUGUCUUCCCUUGGUCAUGAACACCAUAGUUCUGAUCAAGUGGAGCGGAUAUCACUACCGCAGCAAAUAUCCUCCGUACAAGGAUAGAAGCAUGCACUUCAAAAUGCUGGAAAUAAUCAAGAAAUCCCUCCUCUUGGUCGCGGUUGUACUAGCUCUAAGACUCUGUCGAAAGGUAUGGAAAUCAAGACAACGUACUCAAAGUUUAUCACCAUUAGAUCACGGACCAAGGGAAAUUCGGGUUUUCUUUGCAAGUGGGAUAAUUCACAUGAUUGGCGUUGCUUUUAUUCUGGUGAUUCGGGAACUCAAGAUUGACGAAACAAUGUCUGCAGCAGCUGCAAACCACAAAGCGACUGACUGGGAAACCAUACUGCAAGAACACUGGAGCGUAGUUCAAGAUUGGUUUUUGCUUCCCCAGAUAAUGGGAAACUUGAUAUGGCAGAUACAAGUUAAGCCCCUGAGUAAGGUGUACUACAUUGGAUUGACCCUCUUAAGGUUCCUUCUUCGGACCUACGAUUACAUGAGAGAUCCUGUCUUCAAUCCAUACUUCCAUCCCACUGAAACUUGCAGCAGCACAGAAGUUUUCUCAAGGUUUGAAAAGAUUGUGAUCAUAAUGAUAAGCCUAUCUUUUGCUGUCAUAGUUCAUGUGCAGCAGAGUGGAUGCAACAUUUUCAAAGUUUAA